Messenger RNA from Seminavis robusta, 3548 nucleotides. The record is from the annotation of a GenBank genome assembly. NCBI's taxonomy places the organism in Eukaryota, Bacillariophyta, Bacillariophyceae, Naviculales, Naviculaceae.
CAUUGUUGGGUGUUGCUUCGAGUUGUUUCUUUCAGUGGUUGUAUGUAUGCUUCAACGUAUUAGUCUAGUGUUCCUUCAGCUGUUGGUAUUCCAGCUCCUCCUGCAACUGCCAGUAUCCCUUGGUUUUUCUCUGAGCAACAACAAGGACUUGUCCAUGGGAAGCCAACAAGAACAGCAAGAACAAGAGCAACUCAUCGUUUGCAGCUAUUGCGAAGCAAAGUUUCCUUCUCGCUCGCAACUCUUCAAGCAUCUGAGAGCCAAGCAUGACUUGGAUGCUCUAUUAGAAGAGGAGAGUACCGGAAGUACACUGCAAAACUUGUCACCCUCGCAACGCACGGCCGCUUCGGUCGCCGCCAGAUCUGUCUAUUACAAUGCAGCACAAGAUGCCUACUAUCGAGCCCAAGUAGCAGCGGGUGUGUUUUCCAUAAGCGACUGGGAAGAAGCACAAGAAUACUUUCGACGACCAUUGCCAGUCGCUUUUCGAAUGCUCACACAGCAACACAAAAGUAGUGACUGGCGAUUUGCCUUUUGGGAGCGCUUGCAGCACUUAUCACCCGCCAAGAGUCUGCAAUCCUGUCCGGCAUUGGAUCCCCAUUUGGCCAAGACGGCCGUGAUUCCACCCCGUCAAUGGUCACCGGAAGCACAACAGGCUCUCAUGGAUGCGCAAGAAGUCGGUGUGGCCAAUCGACAAGAACUCUGCAGCAUGAUUCCUCCACUGCUGCUUUUACAAGACGGGGACGUGCUCCAGGGACGUGGCACUGUUUUGGAUCUUUGUGCGGCUCCCGGAUCGAAAUCCUUGCAACUUAUGGACAUGCUCCAACGAGUUCAGAUACAACCACAUUCGAAUGCAGCUAGUAACGACAUUGACAAUAACAAGAAUACUUCACAGCAGGACUCCACCUGUACUGCAAUGCUGGUCGCCAACGAUGCCAAUCGACAACGUCUCAUGACGGUCGCACGCCGGAGUCGACGAUUCCCCGCCACGGGUCGUCCUUCGCUCAUUCUCAAUUCCAGUGACGGUCGCUACUUUCCGGCACUCCGCAUGUGCGGUGGGUACAAGGUCAAAUUCGAUCGCAUCUUGGCGGAUGUUCCUUGCAGCGGCGAUGGAACGUUGCGCAAACUCUCCAAAAAGGAAUGGCAGCAAUGGAAUGUCAAGAGUCAUUUGCAAUUGCACACAUUACAAGUGCGAUUGUUGACGCGGGCGCUGGAAUGUGUCAAAAAGGGAGGUCGGGUUGUUUACAGUACCUGUAGUUUGGAUCCCAUCGAAGACGAAGCCGUUGUCGUGUCGGCCAUUGCCCGACGGGGAGGGCCCCGUGUGUAUCGCAUUUGUCCCAUUCCCGAUCGAUUAUGUCCUACCGCCACGGAACCACUAGCGUAUUCACCCGGGGCCACACACUGGGUGGUGCCGCAUCCACAAUUUGGCAAGACAAAUGCAAAAGCAAACACAACAUACGAUGAAACGUAUCAGUCGAUUGAUCAAGUACCGGCCAUGCAUCGGAAAAAGGACAUUCGUCCUUCCAUGUUUCCACCAAAAGCACGAACCGAGAAAGCCGUGGCACAAGUACUGGAUCAUGAUCCCGAAAAACUGGCGUUGGCGCGCAAGUUUGGAGAAAUAUUGAGUCCAGAGGAUGUGGAUCUCUACGAAACCAUGCUCCCGAAUUGUGCUAGGAUAUUUCCACAGCAUUUGGAUUCGGGGGGAUUCUUUUGUGCCGUUAUUGAACGUGUCGCACCCGCCUACUAUCCAGUGUGUUAUCCCUUGGAGCGCAAACGGCGGGAACAACAACAACAAGAGCUGUCCAGUAUGGGAGACACUGCUAGUGAUAGUCAUGACGCGGAUACGGCAGAGUCGCAGCAGCAACAGGAAGAACUAAUCUACAAAUAUCAUGGUCGCAUUCUGACCAAUGUUCAAUCAGCACAGCACAUGAGGGAGUUGCUCGUCAAAGACAAAGCACAAGGGGAUGAAGUCAUAUUUGAAGGAGUCGCCACUAGGGAUCUGGCAGUGAAAUGGCUUCAAAACCACAGGGCAUUCAUUCCAGGGAUCAGUGAACAACUCUUGACAUCACCGGCAAGAAGUGCCAACAACGAGGACAGUGACGAUGAUGACCAGGAGGCGGGAGAGAAAGGCACGCCCGACGUCAACAAUAAACCUGCUCGCAAGCGACAUGUCAACGACCCAACCAAAUCUUUCAUGUACACUCGAUUGUUUCCUCCACCCCACCCUUCUCUUGUCCAAGAGUUUGUGGACUUUUUUGGAUUGAAAACAUGCCCUCAAGAGGCGUCCCAAGCAGGCGUGGAACCAUUUCCGGUGGAACGCUUGGUUAUCCGGCAAGGAGGCGACGAUGCUGUCAAUGUCACAUCCUGUAUGGACCCUGACGAGGCACAUACACUUGUUCCUUGGGACAACAGCGAGGAUUUUGCCGCAAAGAACAAGGGCUCAAUAACAUCCAACACCACCAAAAUACCUCGAAAGCGCCGCUUCUUCCACUUGGUCCUCAUUUCGGAACAGAUACGAAAUCUCUUCAAAGGCGGCGCCAAGUUCUCUCCAAUGGAAGUGGGCUUGUCUUUGUGCUGGGUGCCCGUGCCAGGUCAAUAUCGGGAAGCUCCACCCGGGAAGACUGUGCAUCAACCAGACACAAACGAAGAAAACAAGGAAGCCACUAGGUUUGAAGAUUCUGCCGCACGAGCAGCUCAAAGUGGCCGGUACGGUCUCCUGGACGAAGCUGCCGAGUUCUUGGCUCAUCGCGCCACAAAACGCAUCGUCGGACUGGCACAGUCCCAGGCACUCCAGUUGCUAGAGGCUGGUCACCUUUCAGUGCAGUCAACGACAGCAGGAGAGUUGGCUACUAGUAGUAAAGCUCCCUCCGGUAGUAGAUGGGGUCAGCAACGGUUGGGAGAUUUGACAAACUGGAGCAUGGGAGCCGCCAUUGCCGUGGUGACUUGUGGAUGGACAGAUGGAGACGGAGAGCAGCCAUGUCCUCUUUUCAUGCCUUGUGUACUAAAACAGCAGGAAGCAUUGGGGCGACAUCUUUCUCUGGUAGCUGAGCUUCGCCUGGCGGAUGCAUGGAAACGGCUCCUACAGGCUUCUCCAGAUGAAAAGUGAUGGUUCACGCUUCCUUCUUCUGACUGUGUUCUAACUCCUUUGAUCCAAGCACCGGUGCAGUCCCAUCAAUGUCACCAGGCUUCUGCCAAGUAAGUCGCCAUUUCCGCCGCCAAGCCCCACACCAAACGAUCUUUUUAAAACCUGGCAAACACCAUACUACGUCGUACAGGUAUGAAAUAUGAAUGCAAGGAAGCAACCCAACUUCAGAGUUGUGAGGAAGGAUUCAAUGGUGGAGCCGACGAGCAGAAAGUAUUUCCAACUGCAUGCACGUCGUGAAUGACCUUCCUUGCUGUUCACACUGAUGAGCAAAGCUAAAUUUCCACAUUUCCUUGUUAUCGGAACUACUAAUGCUGGCGACUGAUGCCAUCUUGCUGCAAAGCAGAUAAUCUACAGAUCUAAAAAUGGCCUUGAUUUAAAAUGCUUAACUUUAUGCAUUGAUUAGUUGACU